AUGUUUUCUUGUUUCUGUUUCAGCAUUCAGGACAAGUCCUUCAACACGACAGCUUUAGCAGAGUGUGACGGAUAUUCAGACUCUGUGCAUGAAGAUCAAGCAGGCAGUUCCAGUCCCAGAGAUGAUGAUAACAAAGAAAAUUACCCGGACAACUCUGCUGUCUUAGAGGAAAGGCAGCUGCCUUUGCAAGACACUCAGCAGCACAAGCAGCAGGUUGUAAUUGACUGCAGUCUAAAGCCUGAAAUGGGCAACUUAAAGCUGAGGAAACCUAAGCCCAUUGCAAAGAUAGAAAAUGGAAAAAGUCAUGAGGAAAGUCAGGAGCUGGAGUGUGCAUUGCCAGGCGUCUCAGAAUGGCAGGGGAAGGCUGGAUCCUCACCUAAUAACUAUGCACAGAAUGUGGCUUUGAAAUGCCAGGAAGCAGUUGUGAGAUUCCAACCAAGAAUAGAUCAGAACACAAGCAUUUCACCAGAAGAAGCGACUGAUCAAUUAAACAACUUAAAUGCGAAUUCUUUGUUGAAGCUGCAAGCCCUGGAAACUGAUCUGUGCUCUGCGUUUCUGCCAGCCCAGGAGGAAACUCCCCAGCUGCCGGCACCCAAGGACACAGCCCCUUCUCCAGCCCAAAGCAGCGUGCAAGCUGAUGGGGCCAGUUGUGGAGAGCAAUAUCACUUCAUUUCUCCUAUUAUUGAUUUUAAUUUAAUGCAUCAGCAGAGAGAUAGCGAAGAGCCUGUGCCAGCCCACAGGGACUGGCAGAAUGACAUGGAGAGCAGCCCACAGGAACAACACUCCCUAGGGACCAGCCGACUGCUGUAUCACAUCACAGAUGGAGACAAUCCUCUCUUGUCACCACGCUGCUCUAUCUUUAGCCAGAGCCAGAGAUUUAAUCUAGACACAGAGUCUGCCCCUUCUCCACCAAGUGCUCAACCUUUCAUGAUGCCAAGAAGUACUUCCAGGUGUAGCUGUGAAGACUGUAAAGAACCACAGACAGUAACACAACUUACCAAGCAUCUUCAGAGCCUCAAGAGAAAAAUUAGGAAGUAUGAAGAAAAGUUUGAGCAAGAAAAAAAAUACCUGCCUUCGCAUGGUGACAAGACUUCCAAUCCUGAGGUUCUGAAGUGGAUGAAUGCUCUGGCCAAAGGUCGGAAGCAGCUCAAAGAGCUGAAACUCAGAAUGUCAGAAGAGCAAAACUGUACCUCCACAGCACCUCAAAGAAAAGAGCACUGUGAAGGCAGUGGGACCUCAAAAGAGGCUGGCACACAGGAGGCCACAAGCAUGGAACCAGCUCUCUCAGUGGAAGAAACCAUGGACAGUGUGUUGAGACGACUAAAGGAGAAAAGACAACACUUCAACCUUCCUGAGACUAUUAAGGUAACUAAGCAAGAAAAGAGUCUCAUUAAACCUCUUUAUGACAGAUACAGAAUUAUCAAGAAACUUCUGGCUGCUCCAUCUUUAAUCACAACAAUUCAGGAAGAGGAAGACUCAGAUGAAGACCAUUCUCAAAGCAGCCAUGAGUUAUCGUCUGGUCCAAUGACUUGCUUCCCUGUCGAAGAGCAUCUGUGUUACUCACAGGAGGAGAGUGAGCCUGCACGUAUUUCACCUCUGGAUGAAAAGAAAGUUUACAGGCAAACAGCCUUGUCUAUGUCCAAUUUACAUGAGGCAACAAUGCCCGUUCUGCUUGAACAUCUCAGAGAAACAAGAGCUGAUAAGAAGAGACUUCGCAAAGCUCUUCGAGAGUUUGAGGAGCAGUUCUACAAACAGACAGGAAGGAGUCCUCAGAAAGAAGAUCGGGUGCCAAUGGCUGAGGAAUACUCUGAAUACAAGCACACAAAAGCUAAAAUCAGGCUCCUGGAGGUUCUCAUCAGUAAGCAUGAUAUUUCCAAAACGAUUUGAAGAGAAUGCAAUGCUGUGAUAUUGUACUCUAGGAAAAAAAAAAGGAAAAAAGAAAAAAAAAUCCAAGCAAACAAACAAGUAAUGAAAAAGGGAAAGUAGUUUUACAGGUCUUGGUCUGCUGCACGACUAUUUGACACACUGAGAUUUUUGAUGCACUUUACCAAUUGUAGUAACUGUGAUGAGAGAGGACAGCAAUAUGCAAGAAUAUUAAGCACGGGUGAGUGGACUAUAGUAUAUAUUUUUCCUUUUGGAAAAGCCUUGAAGUGCACUGUGAGAAUGUUAAGAAAUUAAAAGGACACUGAAGUAACAUAGAUUCUCAGUUUGACCUGCUUUAAAAGUGCAAGGAAAUGUUCUGCAGGUUUUUAGUACAUCUUAGUACAUGCUAAUGUGCCACACGUUUGUUUCCAGAAAUAACAUGUGUUAUAACUAAUUAGUAAUGUUGGCUAUUAAGGUCUUGAUUCACUAGAUUAAAAUAAGUGAAUUAAUGUGAGUGAAGGAAAAACUCAGAACAUACUCUAGCUGUCAAGGCAGAGUUGCCAUUCAAUUCCAGUGGUUUCAAAGAAAGGAGAAUAGGAAGAAGCAGUGCCAGGGCUGGGAGUAGAGCAGUGAUGCUGCUUAUGCAAGAAAAGGCCAGAACACGACUGUGAAAUGGAACUAGUGGUGUUGUAGGAAUAAGAGAAAGUGCUUGGCAAAAUGUAAUAGCUACAGGUUGCUGAGAAAAGAUGGAACAAAUGUACUGGCUGCUGUCCUUUUUAUUAGUUCACAGGACCUGGCUCACAGAAUUUAAAAGUCAGUAAAUAGAUCAACUACAUGCUAAUUUUGAUUUCUCUAUUAACCUUUGCACUUUGGUUUGCCUGAUGCUAUAACAUUUGCUUCUCUAACUACCAAAGCUCAUUUAGACGCAUGCACUUUGUAAAAUGUUGAGGUACUUCUUGUGUUAUAAACUGCCACAUAUAUAUAUAUAAAAGCAGGACUAGAUUAUUGCAUUAUGCUAAGAUAUUUUGGAUAGAUAAAGUACGUGGUAUAUAAGUGAGUGCCACAGUUAUCUGAUGCGGACUGCUAGACUUCUUAUUUACUGAAAAUAAGGUUAUGAAAAAUUAUUUUUCCCUUGGAAUUACGCAUCUUUCUUAACUUUCAGAGCACCACACUUUGUAAUAUUAAGGAGAAUUGUCAUUAUUUGUGAUAGGCCAUUGGUGUGAAAUGUAUACUAGUAAUAGAAGGAUUAUCAGCAGGUUUUGUACUAGAAACGAAAAGCAGGGAUUCUGGGAAAUUCCUAGCCCAGACAGAAAGGAGGGAAGAAUUACUUAAAGAAAAGAAAAACGUUACUAGAACCAGUUGAAUCAUGUUUAGUGUUUUGCUUUACCCUGUCAUUUUGUAUUGACCACAUAGUAUAAGCAACUUGUUUUCUAUCUUGGUAAGAAGAUUUUGAUUAUAUAAAGCCUAUUACGUACCAACCAUGUUUGUAUUUAUCUAGUAUGUAAUGGCAUGAUUUGGAAGAUGUACACAUCUUCAAGUAUCGAGGAAAAAAUGAAUACUAAAAAAGGAACUUUUUAUUUUGCA
Messenger RNA from Sturnus vulgaris (Common starling), 3447 nucleotides. It is a transcript of the gene FAM13C, whose product is annotated as family with sequence similarity 13 member C. Gene Ontology annotation, biological process: signal transduction. Lineage: Eukaryota; Metazoa; Chordata; Aves; Passeriformes; Sturnidae. The record is from RefSeq and is a predicted model, not a curated record.